Molecule: messenger RNA, 1843 nt
Organism: Mucor mucedo
Lineage: Eukaryota; Fungi; Mucoromycota; Mucoromycetes; Mucorales; Mucoraceae
Exons: 2
Coding region: 40-1377 (445 amino acids)
Biological process (GO): regulation of transcription by RNA polymerase II
Molecular function (GO): RNA polymerase II cis-regulatory region sequence-specific DNA binding; protein dimerization activity; DNA-binding transcription factor activity, RNA polymerase II-specific
Source: RefSeq, a predicted model, not a curated record
CUUCUUUCUAUUAUCCUAUUAUUUUUUUUUCUUUUUGUAAUGUCAAGUAGUUUCAAUGACGAGUCUUGGCUAUUUAAUAACAACCUGGUAGAACUGAAGCCCAGUUACAAUAAUGAAACCUUACAGGAGCCUGUUCCUUUUGAAGAUUUUAAGUUUAGCUUCGGUAUGAAUCCGGAUCUUUCACCCAUGAUGGAUCCAUUCCUACAAGAACCUUUUAAUUUUAUGCCAGCAAGUAAUACUGUUUUGGAUGAAAACGACCAAAAGGCAUUCUCUAGUUUUUUGGAUACUUUCUUUAUGGACCCAGAUACACAAUUCCAAUCAACCCAAGAGAACAAUUUUUAUGAAUUUGAGUCAAAUUCCCCUCAACAAAAAGAAGACGAAGAGUACAGAAGAAACUCUAUUUUACAGUCGCUUGAUGAGCAAAAGCUGUUACAUCAACGGCUUAAUAUGAUUGCAUCACUACCUACUACAACAACAACAACAACAACAACAACAACAACAGGUGAUCAGUGCAGAAAUGAAUCAUCCUCUAAAAGUGUGACAUCGGAGGAAGAUAAUAUACCUCAAUCAAUAUACCUUCGUCAAAGUGAUUCUGUUUCUUCACCUUAUCUUCAUACAAAGAAACGUUCCAGUUCCAGUGCGCAACUCUAUACGAGACCCACAGAGAAAAAGGCCAGGACGAAUAAGGAAUUAUUAACUGAAGAAGAAAAAAGGGCCAAUCAUAUCGCCUCCGAGCAAAAAAGAAGAAGCACCAUACGCAAUGGCUUUAAAGAUCUUACAGAUCUGAUUCCUACUUUAAAAAACAUUAAUAAUUCAAAGAGUACAGUGCUCUUUAAGGCGGUUGAUUUCAUUCGUUAUUUAGAAAAGAGAAAUAAGGGCUUAAAAGAAAAAGUGGGGUCACUCCAGCUUCGUGUACAAGUGGAAAGUCGCAUGACGAGUAAACCUCAAAUGACUGCUGUUCAUCCACCAGCACCAGCGCAAGAAAAAAUAGAGAUGAUGAAGAGGUUAUCGCCCCCACCACCGCUACCAACAUCAUUAUCAUCAUCAUCAACAACAUCAUCAUUGUCAUUAUCAGUGUUACCAUCACUACCACUACCACAAAGUACCAUUGUAAAAACCAAACCAUUUAUGAAUAACCCCUCUCAUUUACAAGGGUUACCAGCAAAUGCUAGAAAUGCUUUAUUAGCACACAAGACACAACAAAAGCAGUUAUUAUUAUUACAGGAACAAUUACAAAUGCAUCAAAGGCUAAUUGCACAACAGCAAGAAUUAAAAGAAAAGAGCAUUAAGAAUAAUAAGCUACCACCUAUUUUAGGAAAAUAUGAUCAAUCCUCACUCUUGAAAGAACUGGAGGACAAUGCCAUUAGUGCACCAUGAUAAUAAUUAUUAUAAUAAGAAUAAAAAAAAAAGUUUAUGAAGAAGAUGCAGUAGUAGUAGUAGUAAUGGCAGAAUAUUUCUUUAGUAACACACUUCGUCUUUGUUCCCAUGAUUCCUUUUCGGGGUUCUUAUGACAAGAAGGUGGCGUUCGGUUCCAUUGGUAAUAGGUUGGAGUUUUCCUUAAACAGUUAAUCCCGUCCUCUUCGUCUUGAAUUUCUCCAUAAUAUCUUGAUCUCUGUUUCAUUAUCAUGUAGAUAAUAAGAACCAUUCCCAACAGAAUAAGGCCUGCCUAUUGUUAAUUUUUCUUUUUUUUUUUUAUUUUUUUUUGUACACCAUUGUAUAACCUACCUGCAUUUACCAUUGUAGACAUGCUAAUUAGCAAAACAAGGAUGUAAAGAUGAAGAUUAAAAUAAAAAAAAAGGAAAAAGGAAAGAAAAAAAAUAGAAGAGAAAGAAAUACUAGUUAC